AGGGAGGGCCGGCCGGAUGUCAGAGCGCUUAACUGCCCACCCGACUGAAGAUGACGUGAGAUUCAUCAUCAUCCCGGACACAGAGCUCCUCAUCAGCAGAACUGAGAGGAGGAGGAGGAGACGAGCACAUGGACUGAGCUGCGAUGGAGCCUGGAGUUUGUGUUCUGGAGCUGCUGGGGGUUUUCUUCUCGCUGAGCGCCUGCUUCUGUUCACUGCUCACCACCGUCACGGCUCAGUGGCUGACGCUCUCCACGGACCUGCUGCCCACCGAGAGCUUCGAGCUGGGACUGUGGGAGACGUGUGUGGUUCAGGAGGUGGGGGUGACGCAGUGCCGGCCGUACGACAGCCUUCUGGGUCUCCCGCCCGACAUCCGGCUGGCCAGGGUUCUCAUGUGCACGGCGGUGGCGGCCGGGGUCGCAGGCCUGACGUGUGCCGUUCCGGGCAUCUAUCUGGUGAACGGCUGCAAGCGCACGGAGACCCUGGAAGCCAAACGGACCCUGAAAAUGCUGGGUGCAAUCUUAUGCUUCGUCGCAGGCGUCCUGGGACUCGUGCCCGUGUCGUACGUGGCUCACCUGACGGUCCUGAGGUUCUUCGAUGAAAGCGUGCCCAGCGUGGUUCCGCGCUGGGAGUUUGGGAAUGCGCUGUUCUUCGGCUGGACGGCGGGCUGUUUGCAUUUGCUCGCUGGUUUCCUGCUCAUCACCUCCUGCAUAUACUUACAAGAUGACCAGUGGCCGCUUUUACAAUCUAUAGCUCUCUACAGAGCACACGUGAUGCGUUCAGAACGCUCUUCACACAGGAGGACAGAGUAUGUGUGACAC
Messenger RNA from Triplophysa rosa, 818 nucleotides. Its product is annotated as putative claudin-24. The transcript has a single exon. The coding region runs from base 144 to 815 and encodes 223 amino acids. Gene Ontology annotation, molecular function: structural molecule activity. Gene Ontology annotation, biological process: cell adhesion; bicellular tight junction assembly. NCBI's taxonomy places the organism in Eukaryota, Metazoa, Chordata, Actinopteri, Cypriniformes, Nemacheilidae. The record is from RefSeq and is a predicted model, not a curated record. Gene Ontology annotation, cellular component: plasma membrane; bicellular tight junction.